Ciona intestinalis (vase tunicate) is the source of this 1480-nucleotide messenger RNA. Its product is annotated as NAD(P)H oxidoreductase RTN4IP1, mitochondrial-like. The record is from RefSeq and is a predicted model, not a curated record. Gene Ontology annotation, cellular component: mitochondrion. Gene Ontology annotation, molecular function: oxidoreductase activity. NCBI's taxonomy places the organism in Eukaryota, Metazoa, Chordata, Ascidiacea, Phlebobranchia, Cionidae.
UCAGGCAGUAUGGUUGGAAUAAAAUGUUAAGUUCAAAAAACGGUUUGUAUUUGAAACAGUUAACUCCUAUUACCACACUACAUAAACGAUGCGGUUUUCGAAAGAGCUUUCGUGAAAAACUGGACAAAGAGAAAGAAGAACAUGACAAAACAUUCCAAGAAUGGGCAGAAACAGAAAACCGGGGUUUUCGCAAGCAACAAUAUAUGAGGUCCUGGAUCAUUGAGAAAUAUGGUCCCCCUGCAAGUGUUCUUAAACUAGACGCUGUCGAGACACCAUUUGCUCGUAAAAUGACCAGUAUUUUGGAUGCUAGACGCUCAUAUUUAUACCAGGCUGUAAGAAACACAAACGAUGUAAUGAUAAAAGUUCACGCCGCUAGUAUCAACCCUAUAGAUAUCAGAAUGUGUGAAGGGUAUGGCGCCAAUUUGUUCAAUCUAAAACGAAGCCCGAUACAUUAUGCUGCGUCAUCUGUGCCAGGUGUAAGUAAAAUGUUUGAUGGGUAUGAAUUCCCUAUAGUUUUGGGCCGAGAUUUCUCAGGUACUGUAGUAGAUAUCGGAACAGGAGUUUUUGAUAUUAAAUUAGGUGAUGACGUUUAUGGCGCACCAAUGUUACAUACGCCUGGAUCAUUUUCCGAUUAUGUUUGCGUCCACUUAGACUGCGUUGUACAAAAACCAGCAACUUGCAGUCACAUUGAAGCAGCUUCUAUUCCCUACGUUGGGCUAACUGUACUGUCUGCCAUUAAAGAAAUUGUUGUUAGCCAAAAGCACCCUAAAAGAGCUCUUGUGCUUGGAGGCAGUGGUGGAAUCGGUACAUUUGCAAUCCAGUAUUUAAGAGCCCAUGGGUAUACAGUCAUAACCACUUGUUCCACUAAUGCAGUUCCUCUUUGUAGCAACUUAGGGGCGGAAUGCAUUGAUUACAAAACCAAAGACGUAAACGAAGAAUUACAAAACGUAGACAAGUUUAGCCUUGUGUUCGAUGCUGUUGGUGUUGAUGCAUCUGAUUGGGUGUCUAAUGUCCUCGUGACGAAUGGAUCGUAUGUGACAUUAAGAAGUCCUGUUGUAGAAAACACGGACAAACUUGGAGCUGUAGUUGGCCUUUCAACAUCUGUCACUGAUUUCACAAAAAAGAAAGCGGCCAGACCGGACGUUAACAUAAAAUGGGCAUAUUAUAAACCUGAUCGCCACAAUUUACUUGAGAUUGCCCGUCUCGUGGACAGUGGUAUGAUAAAACCAGUUAUUGACUCAAUAUAUAGUUUUGAUGAUGUACCGAAGGCAUUUGAGGUGUUAAGUUGUGGGGGCGCUCGUGGCAAGUCUGUGAUAAAUGUUUCUGGAUUGACUGAAGCUUCAGUAAAACCAGAUAUUGAAAAGAUUAUUCAUUUAUAGUAAAGUGUUUUUCAUACUGUUCUGUUUUUGCGCUGUUAUACAUUUGAUUGUGUACGUCUUUUUCAAAAUUCAUUAAAUAAACAUUAUAGUGAUUUUUCAGA